Messenger RNA from Hipposideros armiger (great roundleaf bat), 2945 nucleotides. RefSeq names its product F-box and leucine rich repeat protein 20 (gene FBXL20). The record is from RefSeq and is a predicted model, not a curated record. The coding region runs from base 755 to 2065 and encodes 436 amino acids. Gene Ontology annotation, cellular component: SCF ubiquitin ligase complex. Gene Ontology annotation, molecular function: protein binding. NCBI's taxonomy places the organism in Eukaryota, Metazoa, Chordata, Mammalia, Chiroptera, Hipposideridae. The transcript has 15 exons. Gene Ontology annotation, biological process: SCF-dependent proteasomal ubiquitin-dependent protein catabolic process.
GACGUGUGUGGCAGCACAAGCUACCGGGGAAGAAACGACUAGACUUGGGCUGGGAGGAAUAGAUAGAAAGUUCAAGUGCUUGGUGGGUUGGUGCGUGCUUCAUGCCCGCGGAAGGGAAAACGGGGCUCCGGUACUGCGUGCAGUUGUCCUGCUUGCCUGUCUCCCGGAUCCGCGAGCACGCGCGCACUCGCACCCGCCCCACAGCCCCUCCCAUACACAAAUACACACAGACACAUAGGCACUUCCCUGCCUCUCCUGCUCGCGGUGGGCUUGCUUGCCUGAGAGGCGAGAGUGGGCUCGCGCCGCGGCCUCUCUGGCUGCUCCCGGGCGGACCGUCGCCGGCUGCGCCCGGGAGUGUCGCCGGCUGCGCCCCGGAGUGGGGGGAGGGGUGGUCCCGCGCCGCCGCCGGCGCCGCGCGCUCCUCCUCCCCCCCUCCCCACGCUGUUCCGAGGCCCGGGCGGCUCUGCCCAAUGAGGAGCGGUGUUGCUGGCAGGUGGGGAGUGUUUUUGUUUUGGGUUGAAGUUGAGGCUGAGGAGAGAGAAGAGCUAGCGACGAGCAGUCGUCGCUGCCGCCCGCGCCGCGGGAGGUGGAGGAGGCCCCGUCGGAGUCGAGAGGUCUCCCCUCCCCGCCGAAGGCCCCUGCCCGCCGCUUCCCUGCCUCCUCCAGGUCCCGUAACUCCCGGGCCUGCCCGGGGCCCCUCAUCUUUGCACUCCGCUCGCCGCAGCGCCCGGCCCCGGCCGCACCCGCCGGCCCCAUGAGGAGGGACGUGAACGGAGUGACCAAGAGCAGGUUUGAGAUGUUCUCAAAUAGUGAUGAAGCUGUAAUCAAUAAAAAACUUCCCAAAGAACUCUUAUUACGGAUAUUUUCUUUUCUGGAUGUUGUUACCUUGUGUCGCUGUGCUCAGGUCUCCAGGGCCUGGAAUGUUCUGGCUCUGGAUGGCAGUAACUGGCAACGAAUUGACCUAUUUGAUUUCCAGAGGGAUAUUGAGGGCCGGGUAGUGGAGAAUAUUUCAAAAAGAUGUGGGGGCUUUUUACGAAAGUUAAGCCUUCGUGGGUGUCUUGGAGUAGGAGACAAUGCAUUAAGGACCUUUGCACAAAACUGUAGGAACAUUGAAGUACUAAAUCUAAAUGGAUGUACAAAGACUACAGACGCUACAUGUACUAGCCUUAGCAAGUUCUGUUCCAAACUCAGGCACCUUGACUUGGCUUCCUGUACAUCAAUAACAAACAUGUCUCUAAAAGCUCUGAGUGAGGGGUGUCCACUGUUGGAGCAAUUGAACAUUUCCUGGUGUGACCAAGUAACCAAGGAUGGCAUCCAAGCACUAGUGAGAGGCUGUGGGGGGCUUAAGGCUUUAUUCCUAAAAGGCUGCACACAGCUAGAAGAUGAAGCUCUCAAGUACAUAGGUGCACACUGUCCUGAACUGGUGACUUUGAACUUGCAGACUUGCUUACAAAUCACAGAUGAAGGUCUCAUUACUAUAUGCAGAGGGUGCCAUAAGUUACAGUCCCUCUGUGCCUCCGGCUGCUCCAACAUCACAGAUGCCAUCCUGAAUGCUCUAGGUCAGAACUGCCCACGGCUUAGAAUAUUAGAAGUGGCAAGGUGUUCUCAACUAACAGAUGUAGGCUUUACCACUCUGGCCAGGAAUUGCCAUGAGCUUGAAAAGAUGGACCUGGAAGAGUGUGUUCAGAUAACAGAUAGCACAUUGAUCCAGCUUUCUAUACACUGUCCUCGACUUCAAGUAUUGAGCCUGUCUCACUGUGAGCUGAUCACAGAUGAUGGAAUUCGUCACCUGGGGAAUGGGGCCUGUGCUCAUGACCAGCUGGAGGUGAUUGAACUGGACAACUGCCCACUAAUCACAGAUGCAUCUCUGGAGCACUUGAAGAGCUGUCACAGCCUUGAGCGGAUAGAACUCUAUGACUGCCAGCAAAUCACACGGGCGGGAAUCAAGAGACUCAGGACCCAUUUACCCAAUAUUAAAGUCCACGCCUACUUCGCACCUGUCACUCCACCCCCAUCAGUAGGGGGCAGCAGACAGCGCUUCUGCAGAUGCUGCAUCAUCCUAUGACAGUGGAGGUGGUCAACCUUGGCGAACUGAGUAUUUAAUGACACUUCUAGAGUUACCGUGGAGUCUCCAGUGGAAGCAACCCCAGUGUUCUGGGCAAGGGUUACAAAGUGAGGGCAGCACCCAGAUCCCCAGAGCCACACAUACAUAUGCAUACCCACCCUCACCCACUCUAGCUCUGUGACCAGGGGACUGAAGUUCGUGCAGGCUUUAUCAAGUGGAUUGGUAAAACUUAACCAUUCCUGUUGGAUGUUCCCAGAAGAAAAUCCUAGGCAAGGUAGAGGGAAAGGAGCAUUCCAGCAAACCCAGUGUUACUGCUACUACGGUUUCUUUAUUUUAUUAAGGGGUUUCUUUGGCAAUUUUGGAACAGCAACUGCAGUCCUUCAGGGUCAAGGAAAGCAUAGAAAAACAAUAUAUGUUGCAUCCAGGGACCAGAAAGAAAAUUUCUUUGCAUCCUAUAAGUGGUAGCCAUCCGUUGUGAGAUGACUACAGAGCUUCUGUGCUUCCUCGUUCCCAUGCCAACGUGCUGAGCAUGCUCACAAAGAAGGCUCGUCCAUUCCUCAUCCUGUUGUAGUGUUUGGCCCAGAGGUUUCCUAAAUGAUUGCGUUGAAAUCGCUGUGGUCCAAAUGUGAUUACUUAACCCACUCAAAUUGUCACUCUCUGUAGCACACUUGUGCACCUGUCUUUCGCUCACUGUUGCUCCCUCCUGCAUUCUUGCUCAGUCUGUCACCUGUUCAUAGUCUGCUUACUCACACUCAGUUGUUACUCUUUUGCUGUUGUUGUGUUUACAAGUUUGCAUUUUGGAUGAUUAGUUGGGGUUACCAAACAUUUUUAAAAGAGACAUUAUCAAUAAAUAUUUUUUUAAUUCUAAAUUUUACCGUUA